AAUGCGCCCUUCAAGCAGUGCAGUUACGUAUCCACGAAGAACGGAAAGAGAUGUCCCAGUGCUGCCCCGAAGCCAGAGAAGAAAGAUGGUGUGUCGUUCUGUGCUGAACAUGCCCGAAGGAAUGCUCUUGCACUGCAUGCUCAGAUGAAGAAGACCACCCCAGGGCCUAUGGGGGAAGCACUCUUGUGCCAGCUGAGUUCCUAUGCAAAGACGGAGCUGGGGUCUCAGACUGCAGAAGGUAUCCGUAGCGAAGCCAGCCGAAUACUGGAGGAAGACAGCUGGAGUGAUGGGGACCAGGAACCCAUUACUGUGGAUCAGACAUGGAGAGGUGACCCUGACAGUGAAGCUGAUAGCAUAGACAGUGACCAAGAAGAUCCCUUGAAACAUGCGGGUGUCUACACAGCAGAAGAAGUGGCCCUGAUCAUGCGUGAGAAGUUAAUUCGUUUGCAGUCUUUGUACAUAGAUCAGUUUAAACGACUUCAGCAUCUGCUGAAGGAGAAGAAGCGCCGGUACUUACAUAACCGCAGAGUGGAACAUGAAUCUCUAGGCAGCAGUCUCCUGACUGGCCCAGAGGGACUUUUAGCCAAAGAACGAGAGAACUUAAAGCGAUUAAAAUGUCUCCGGCGGUAUCGCCAGCGCUAUGGAGUAGAAGCCUUGCUGCACAGGCAACUGAAGGAACGCAGAGUGCUGGCCACAGAUGGUGCUGCCCAGCAGGCUCACAGCACGCGGUCCAGUCAGAGGUGCUCGGCCUUUGUGGGUGACGUGCGCUGUUCCAGUCAGUCUCUUCCAAUGACCAGACACUGCCUUACCCAUAUUUGUCAGGAUACGAAUCAAGUUCUCUUCAAAUGCUGCCAGGGAUCUGAAGAGGUUCCCUGCAACAAGGCCGUCCCUGUAAGCCUUUCUGAGGAUCCGUGCUGCCCACUGCAUUUCCAGCUGCCUCCUCAGAUGUAUAAGCCCGAGCAGGUACUGUCUGUGCCAGACGGCCUGGAAGCCGGCCCCAUGGAUCUGUACUGGAGUGCUGCUGAGCUCCAGCCCACUGAGAGUUUACCACUGGAGUUCAGUGAUGACUUGGAUGUUGUAGGUGAUGGAAUGCAAUGCCCUCCUUCACCCUUGCUUUUUGAUCCUUCUCUAACCCUUGAAGAUCAUUCAGUCAAAGAAAGUGCUGAAGGCUCAGUGGAUAUAUUGGGCCAGAUGCCGAUGGCUGGAGAUGGGUGCAGACCCCAGGGAUCUCGAAAUUCUGAGAAAGUCUGUGCAUCACUGCCUCAAAGUGGACUUGCUCCUGCGAAUGGGAAGUCAGAGUCUACUUCUGUCAGUUGAUGGUUUAUUCUAGGAACUAUUUGGCUUGGUCGAUUUGAAAUUCCAUUCCUCAAAGAAGUAUGUUUGAUCA
Messenger RNA from Octodon degus (degu), 1387 nucleotides. RefSeq names its product KAT8 regulatory NSL complex subunit 2 (gene Kansl2). The record is from RefSeq and is a predicted model, not a curated record. Gene Ontology annotation, cellular component: NSL complex. The transcript has 7 exons. The coding region runs from base 145 to 1317 and encodes 390 amino acids. NCBI's taxonomy places the organism in Eukaryota, Metazoa, Chordata, Mammalia, Rodentia, Octodontidae.